Messenger RNA from Leishmania mexicana MHOM/GT/2001/U1103, 1680 nucleotides. RefSeq lists its product as hypothetical. Gene Ontology annotation, biological process: selenocysteine incorporation. Gene Ontology annotation, molecular function: ribonucleoprotein complex binding; mRNA 3'-UTR binding; selenocysteine insertion sequence binding. Gene Ontology annotation, cellular component: ribonucleoprotein complex. The record is from RefSeq and is a predicted model, not a curated record. The transcript has a single exon. NCBI's taxonomy places the organism in Eukaryota, Euglenozoa, Kinetoplastea, Trypanosomatida, Trypanosomatidae. Bases 1 to 1680 code for a protein of 559 amino acids.
AUGCCCCACCCUGAGAAAGCGUCGCUGGAGCAGUUCAGGCAACAGGAACAGCUCAUCCACACGAAGGCGAAGAAGGCACCUCCAUUGACGUCGGCACCGGCGACUGCGCAGCCGCGACAGACGUGUUCCUCCCUCCUCCAGAAGGCGAGCAUGUCGCAGCCGCGUCACACUGCCGCGAGAAACGGAGGCAAGGUGCAUCAGCUGAGGGUUAAAAACAAAAAGUCGAAUCCCAACGCCGUGACCCCCUUCAACCACCGCGCACGCUUCACGAAACUUAAGCGCGGCAUCCACGCACAGCGGCAGUGGGUGCUGGACUGCUUGCCGACAGCGGAGCUGCACAUCAGCGCUGGUGCGGUUCCAGAGCUAGAGCACUUCGAGGCUUCUCCAAUUCGCCCCACCCCCUCAUCCUCUGCGCAGGAAUGGGCCAGUGACAGAGAGAGUGACGGUGGCCCAUGUGCGGACGUGGGCUCGCGCAGAGAGUGUCACCAUUCUCAGGCAGUCGUCAAGCGCACCGUGGCGGCGAUGAACUCUCUCUAUGUAAGUCUGGACGCGGCCAUGAAGGGUCGCCGAUACAGCCAAGCAGGGAAGCUGAAGAGGCGCAUUCACGCUUGCCAGCUGCGGCUGCGGCGGGAGUUGAAGGCCCGUACGCUACAAGCUUCCUUGAGAAGCGAUGCAGGUAGAACCAGUCAAGCACUGCGUGACACAACUAGUGCGGGGGUGCAAGAGACGCGCACAACGGUAUCCUCCAGCGACGCUGCGCUGCCGCCCCCGUACCGGAGCUUUCACCCACCCUCGACAUGGCUGGGUGUGGGCCGACACCCGCGCAGCGCGUGGGUGGAUCAGCGCACCGGCCGCUACCCCCAGCUGUGCACCGAAGCACACCUUCAAGCGGUAGUGCGUCACUUCAUGAAUGGCGACGUAGCAGACCUCGACAUCUUGCCCGACACAUGUACGGCAAUGAUCCCUGCUCCGUCUUCGUCGCCGCCCAGCACGGCGCUUUCGCGGUCACAGCGUGCAAUGAAGUCCUCGCUCUUCGCCGCAGCCUACUGCACGAACGUACUCACCGACGCGCUUGAUGACCUCUGCUUCACGCUCCUGCAGGGCCUCUACAAGGAGCAACGCGACUUGAAGCAGAAGCAGCCGCUGCAGUUCAAGGCGAGGCAGCGAUACGUUGUGGGGUUUCAGGAGGUGCUGAAGUGUCUAAAGGCGGGGCGCGUGCGGCUUGUCCUACUGGCGACGGAUGUCGAAGCGGUCGAGACUCCCGUCUCGGCACCACCCCCACCCCCACCUCAGCUUUCAGUCACCACCGCGCCUGGUGGGCAUCGGACGGCCUCGCCCUCUGCCCGCCCGGCAAGCAAAUCAUCACGGAAGAAGGCGUUCCAGACGCUGCACGAAGCCGUUCAGCUUGUGCAGCAACUCUGCGGAGUCACCGGCCCUGCCGCACGGGACACCGUCUCACGCUUCAACGGCCACGGCACCCGAGCACCACCCCUCUGCGUGUCCUGCAUGUCACGCCAGCGACUCUCCUACGCGCUGUACGCGAAGGGCAGCAAGGUGGGCUGUGUGGCGGUGCUGCAAGCUGAAAAGAAUCGCGAGGCUCUCAAGGCGGUGAUGAGCUACGGGCGAUACUUGACCGCCUACACCGCAGAGAUGGAAACGACCAUGGCCGCAGAGGGGUGA